Petromyzon marinus (sea lamprey) is the source of this 1587-nucleotide messenger RNA. Lineage: Eukaryota; Metazoa; Chordata; Hyperoartia; Petromyzontiformes; Petromyzontidae. The record is from RefSeq and is a predicted model, not a curated record.
ACAUGUGUACAACACGCGUGUACAACACAUGUGUUGUACACGCGUGUCGUCCGUGUUGUCGUCCGCAGACAUCAACGAGUGUCGCUCUCCCAGGGCCGUGUGUCCGCCCGACAGGAAGUGCGUCAACACCUUCGGCAGCUUCCUGUGCAAGUGCCAGGACGGCUUCGACCUUCGCUACAGCGGGGGCAGGUUCCAGUGCACGGACGUGGAUGAGUGCGAGGGAGCGGGGCCGGAGUGCAGCCCCCAGGCCGAGUGCCUCAACACCCACGGCUCCUUCCGCUGCCACUGCAAGCCUGGCUACCGGGGGAACGGCCUCAACUGCACGGUGAAGCCGUUUGCGGAGGGAGAAGAGACGAAGGAGUUACAGGUUCCACUCAACGCUACAGGAGGGACUGUCCGGCCGGCCGCGGCGGUGGCAGCGCCGGGCGCCGACGCGAUGGGAGAGGUCGCGAUGGGAGAGGUCGCGAUGGGAGAGGUCGCGAUGGGAGAGGUCGCGAUGGGAGAGGUCGCGAUGGGAGAGGUCGCGAUGGGAGAGGUCGCGAUGGGAGAGGUCGCGAUGGGAGAGGUCGCGGAGGCGGCCGUGGGCAGCGCCGCCGCCGGGGAGAACGAUCUCCCGCUCACGGGCGGUGGCGGAGGAGGAGGUGGAGGAGGAGGAGGAGGAGGAGGCGGAGGAGGAGGAGGAGGAUCAGAGAGCAGAUUUGAGCCGCGGAUGGAGACGCAGGAGAGGGUGGCCGUGAGCAGCCCGGCCCCCGCCACGCGCCAGACCCUGGACGUGCAGCAGGUGGACGUGCAGCAGGUGGACGUGCAGCAGGUGGACGUGCAGCAGGUGGACGUGCAGCAGGUGGACGUGCAGGAGGUGGUGGAGGGUGAAGCAGUGGAGGAGGCGGAGGAGGAGGAGGAGGCGUUCCCACGAGGAGACGUCUUCGACCUGGACGGGGAGGAGGAGGAGGAAGAUGCGGAGUGGGACUGGGAAACCCUCCCGGAGCUGAGCGACCACAACAACAACCACAACAACAACAACAACCACAACAACCACAACAACCACCACCACAACAACAACAACCACAACAACCACCACAACAACAACAACAACCACAACCACCACCACAACCACCACCACAAGCGUCGUCAUCGUCAGGAGCCACGGGGAGGCGAAUGAAUCUCCCCCUGCGCCCAGUCAGCCCUCCCGUGGCAAGUCACGCCGGCGGGCGACCUUUGACCCUCCGCCUCGCUCUCUCCUGUCGCGACGAGGAGACCGCAGACGCGUCAAGAUUCACGGUGGGCUUUCGCCACCGGAUGUCGCCCGCGAUCAAAUUAUUUUUUUGCGCGAUUGGGUUUCCCCCCCCCCCCCCCCCCCCGCGUCGAUGACGUCGUCCUCCCGCUCGCUCCAUUUGAGGCCGGAAGGCGGGGUUUGGUGGACGGCCUCGCCAUUCCGGCAGAUCGAGCGAUGUCGCCGGACGCGAUUGCCAGCGAAACGUCCCUUGCUGAUUGGGGCCGUGUCGGGUGGUGGAGGGUUUUCGGCACACGGAGACAGAGAUGCACAGAGAGAGAGAGACACAGAGACACAGAUGGAGAGAGAGAGACACG